AGGAGGAAACAUACAACAGAAAGCUCUGGGAAGUCUCUCUCCCUCUCUUUAUGUCUGUGUGUGUUUUAGUUGUAUAAUGAAGAAGCGGCUGUGAGGAGGGUUUUAUUAUAACUCUUGGACAAUGAUUAGGACUCUGAGCACGGCGUCUUUUAAGGCUGUUUGCACCUCGCAGCCGAAAUUGCUAAAGGACAUUAGGAGCAGACAGCUGCACAGUACGUACGAUGUGGCCAUUGUGGGAGCCGGGAUUGUGGGACUGGCUACGGCCAGAGAGCUCAUUCUGCGACACCCGACGCUCAGCUUCAUCCUGCUGGAGAAAGAAAAAGAGCUUUCUGCACACCAGAGUGGGCACAACAGUGGAGUCAUUCACAGCGGGAUCUACUACACGCCGGGGUCGCUGAAGGCUCGUCUGUGUGUGCGUGGAGCCACUUUAGCCUACGAGUACUGCGAGAAGAAAGGACUCCCUUACAAGAAAUGUGGAAAGCUUAUCGUCGCUGUGGAGCAGGAGGAGAUACCCAGACUAAAAGCUCUAUAUGAGCGUGGCCUGAAGAACAACGUGCGGGACCUCAGUAUUGUCGAUGCCAAGGGAAUCCGAGAGCGAGAGCCGUAUUGCAGGGGCAUAAUGGCCUUGGAUUCACCGUACACUGGCAUUGUGGACUGGAGGAUGGUGGCUCUCAGGUACGGCAAAGACUUUGAAGAGGCAGGCGGCACGGUGGUAACAGAAUAUGAGGUCAAUGACAUUUCCAUGGCCAACGAGAGCCCAGCUGGUAGCACUGAAGGAAUGAAAUAUCCAAUCGCAAUCAAAGACAAAAAGGGCAACGAGGUGCACUGCCGGUACGUCCUGACCUGUGGAGGCCUGUACUCAGACCGUCUGUCGCAGAUAUCUGGAUGCAGUCGGGAGCCACGGAUCGUGCCUUUCAGAGGAGACUAUUUGGUGCUGAAGCCAGAGAAACACUAUCUUGUCAAAGGAAAUAUCUAUCCGGUUCCUGACCCUCGUUUCCCCUUCCUCGGAGUUCACUUCACCCCGAGGAUGGAUGGAAGCGUCUGGCUCGGCCCCAACGCAGUACUAGCCUUCAAACGGGAGGGUUACAAAGUGUACGACUUCAACGCCCGAGACUUUAUAGACGCACUGUCCUUCAGAGGCCUUCAGAAGCUGGUGCUGAGGAACAUAACAUACGGAAUGGGAGAAAUGUAUAGAGGGGUUUUCAUUGGUGCACAAGUUAAACUCCUGCAGAGGUUCAUCCCUGAGCUCUCGCUGAGUGACGUAAUGAGGGGUCCUGCGGGAGUUCGAGCUCAGGCUCUCGACCGGGAUGGAAACCUUGUGGACGACUUUGUGUUCGACGGUGGGGUCGGGGAUGUGGGCAGUCGGGUGCUCCAUGUGCGUAACGCUCCCUCACCAGCGGCCACCUCCUCUCUCGCCAUCGCUGAAAUGAUUUCAGACGAGGUGGAGAGCCGCUUCUCGCUGUAGAGAAUCACGCAGGAAAAACAACAACAACCGAAUACCAAAUAAUGAAGCUUGAGGUCUUGGAGUGAAACUACAAUGUUGUCAAAAGCUCUCACUACCUCAGCAUCACCGUCGAGCCAUUUUUAUUGCAGGUCAAGCCUUAAUUGUGGAGGAGCAAGUACGAUAUCCUUGACAUAAUUACAUUUUUAAGAUUUCAUAAGGGGGAACAGGAGCACAUCUCCUGCACUGCAAUGCAGUCGUGUGCUCUGCCUUUAUAAAAAAGAAGGCAGCGCUACAUAGUUAAAGAACAUUUUAAAAAUUGCAAAAACAUUUUUAGAUGAAUUUAUUCACAAUGAAAACCCAAUCCUUCUCCGCCCUUUAAUUGUGCUUAAAUUCAUCUAAAAGACCAAUACAUGAGGUGAUGUUUUUGGCGUUUUUUAUCUAUUGUGACGCCUUUUUUCUGACUUUGCUUUGGACAACAUAGACUACAUUUUAAAGAUAGUUUUAUUUUUUGUAUCGCUAUUUCUGGUUGUGAAAUAUGUUUACUGUAUCACAUUUUAAAGUCAAAUGUGUUUUGAUUCUUCUGCAAUACAUCUACGCUCAAAACAAAGUACGCCAUGAGAUACUCUUAGUGAACACUUUAGAAUAGGGUAAAAAUUUAAGUUCUAGUAAUAUAAUCGUCAGUGUGAAGCAGUCAAAUACAAAUAUACUGUUUUAAAUUUAAAAUGAACUUUUAUUUUGGGAGAUUUUUAUUUUUUAAGAGUGUAAUUCUGGGAUGGAGUUUCCUCUUUUACCUACGGAUGUGUUGUGUUUGUUAAACCACUGACGUGAGAGAAAUUUGUCACUAUUUUAAAGCCAAUUGUGUAAAAUGUUGCAUCUAUUCUGUGGAGAAAUGUGUUCAUUAAGUUGAGUAGGUCAUAUAUAAAAGUUAAAAUAAAUUACACUGCCCUCAAAAUUAACUAAUUUAUUAUCAAAUGUAAACAUUUCCUGUACUUUAGGCCUAUUUUUGAGAAAAGCUUUAUGUAAAACGCACAAUAAUAGCUAUACAGGAUGCACAUUUUACAAAGAAAUAUUGGUUAUUUGAAAUUUUGGGGCAUUUGACAGUUUUAUCUGCCAAAACAAUUGUUAUUACUAUUUUUUUUAAAUUAUAUCAACACUAAAUAUUUUAGUCUUAUAUCAUAUCGACAUUUCUGUAACGUGGUGGGAGGGGAAUUCAAAUAAUAAUAAAAUAUGUUGUCUGAUAUAGCUUCAGAGGCUAAAAAAUGUUACUGAUGUAUAUGUCUGGAUAAAUAUAUAAAAUGGGAUGCCCAUGCUCAGCCAAUUUAUUGAUGAAUGAAUGUUAAAGGAUUUUUACUAUAUUUUUGGAUCGCAAAUGUGGUCUGUGUCAUAUGAUUUUUAAAUCUAGGCUACAUAUUAUUUUAUGUUUAUCUGAGGUAAUUUUUAAUAUUCAAAAUUAUACAAAAAAUUGGAUUUUUGGUACAUUAUACUGCUAAGAUGCACAGAUGAGGGAAUAAGAAAAGGUUAAAAGUUGGGUUCAUUAUUGUUUCUGUGUCUUCCUUAAAGCAACUAUCAGGUGCCCAAAUCGAGCUUGAUACAGGUCUUAACGUUGCUGUAAUCAUUCCUCCUGUUCAUAUUAAACAUUAGAGGAUCCCUUCAUAAUGCACCUACAAUGUGAGGACAAAAUCCAGUCGUCCUUCUCUGCAAAAAUACAUUUAAAGGUUUAUCUGAAGCUAAUAUGAAGCUUCAGUUGUCCAAAUGAGUCAAAUCAAGUAGAUAUCUUUAACAUUACAGUCGUUUUAGUGCCAAAGUCCCUCUUUUUGUUUGCAGCUUGGAAACACAAACCGAGAAUUUGGUCACUAAAAAGACUUUAAAUGUGGCAGAUAUCCUCUUGAUGUGACUAACUCAGACUGCUGAAUCCUCAUAUAAGCUUCAGAUAAACUUUUAAAUGCAUCUUUGCACACAAUGACUGCGUGGACACACUGUAGUAGUAUGUCAGUAUAAACAGGAGGAAUGAUUACAGUAAGAAAAACCUCCUUCACUGCUCAUAUGGACACCUGACUGCUGUUGUUCUAAUACAGACUUAAAACAUUGUGAACCCGACCUUUUAAACGGUUUGUCCACAAGGAGGCAGACAAAUACACAGCAACAACAUACAGUACUGUGAGCAAAAUGUCUAAAUUUCAUGCUAUUGUGAAAAGCAUUUCUCAAUGUUUGUUAAUGCCUGUAUAAUGACAUGAAAAUAAAGUGAAUUUGGCAUUGA
Scomber scombrus (Atlantic mackerel) is the source of this 3701-nucleotide messenger RNA. RefSeq names its product L-2-hydroxyglutarate dehydrogenase (gene l2hgdh). Gene Ontology annotation, molecular function: (S)-2-hydroxy-acid oxidase activity; (S)-2-hydroxyglutarate dehydrogenase activity. The transcript has 10 exons. The coding region runs from base 122 to 1465 and encodes 447 amino acids. Lineage: Eukaryota; Metazoa; Chordata; Actinopteri; Scombriformes; Scombridae. The record is from RefSeq and is a predicted model, not a curated record.